This is a messenger RNA of Girardinichthys multiradiatus, 741 nucleotides long. It is a transcript of the gene znhit3, whose product is annotated as zinc finger, HIT-type containing 3. Gene Ontology annotation, biological process: snoRNA localization; maturation of LSU-rRNA from tricistronic rRNA transcript (SSU-rRNA, 5.8S rRNA, LSU-rRNA); box C/D snoRNP assembly. Gene Ontology annotation, molecular function: protein binding. The record is from RefSeq and is a predicted model, not a curated record. NCBI's taxonomy places the organism in Eukaryota, Metazoa, Chordata, Actinopteri, Cyprinodontiformes, Goodeidae. The transcript is spliced from 6 exons. Gene Ontology annotation, cellular component: nucleus; pre-snoRNP complex. Bases 98 to 616 code for a protein of 172 amino acids.
UGCUUUUAUUGUGAAUCUUAACCGGAAUUACUAUUUAUUCGCGGCCAGUGGUCAAACCAAAGCAAUAAAGUUCGUAUUUUUGUUAUCUGAGUUCUGCAUGCCGGCCGGAACAAUGCAAAUAUGCAGCGUAUGUAGCGAACAGACUCCAAAAUACAGAUGUCCGAGCUGCAAAAUACGAUAUUGUUCACUCGGCUGUUACAAGAAGCACAAAGACACCUGCCUUCCUAUUGAGAAGCCUGCUUCACCAAACCCUGAAUCUGAAGAUGCUGCUGGAUCUGAGGGCGUGCAAUGCCUCUUCUCUCGUCUUCUCUGCGGUCAGAUAGAGCCCAGCCCUGCCGACAGGCCGGCUAACCAUCCAGCUGAGCCUUGGAGUGUGGAUGAUCUUCUGCAUGAAGACGACAUCAUUGACAAAGUGCCACUGCAGAGGCUUCAGUUAUUGGGUCAGUCAGCAGAACUGAGAGAUCUUCUCUGCAACCCCCACUUGAGACGGUUACUGUGCUCCGUUGACGACGCAGAAAGCAAAGAAGCUGCGAUUAAGGCAGCUAUGCAAGAACCUUUGUUUGUUGAGUUUGCAGAUCAGUGUUUAAAAGUUGUUGAAAAUGAAGGCAGUGCAUAAACUUCCAAUGAUUGAUUUGUGGUUUUGGAUUUCUACUUCGUACAUGCCACGCAUGCUGCAGUUUGAUUUACAUCUUGUGCAACAAUAUGUAUUUAAUGUUCAAAUAAAGAUUUUUUGUAAACUAA